Molecule: messenger RNA, 798 nt
Organism: Nematocida homosporus
Lineage: Eukaryota; Fungi; Microsporidia
Exons: 1
Coding region: 1-798 (265 amino acids)
Source: RefSeq, a predicted model, not a curated record
AUGAGAUUACCAAAAGCCCUAUCUGUACUUCUUGCUGUCUAUACUAGUCCCCUGAAGGCCGCGGUAUGUCCCCCUACUAAAUACAGCAUUCUUCAAGCCGACGCAAACCAUGCCUAUGUUGAUCCAAAUACCAUCAUGGGCCUGAACAAGAGUUCGGUGUGUCCACCCGGAUAUACCUGUGUCCCCAACUAUUUUAUGAACUCGCCCCAAUCUAUGUGGCCGCCAAAGCUGCUUAAGUACACCAAAGGCCCGCUCGCCAAACUCCAUUCCGACCAGAUAUACAUCCCGACUACGGCCCCUGGUGGUGGAUGCCAUGGUCUAGAAGAGUUAGAUGAAAUCGCACUCAGGUCGCCCCACAACGGCCUCUAUCUAGCCGCCUGCAAGGACUGUCUUACGACAACCAAGAAGAUCCCCGCAAUGAUUUACAGCUCGUUUAGCAACCCUCUUGCCAAAUGGAAGCUCUCGGUAAUCGACGGCAAGUGUGCUAUCAAAAACAUCUACUAUGACUUGUUCCUAACCACGUGUCCUGAUUGUGCUCCCGCUCGUAAACCAACUAUCCUGGCUGUUGACGCCAAAAGCAUUGACGAAAACCAAAACACCGAGCUCUGGGAAGUAGCCCGCAAACUCGACGGCAACUUUACAUUCAAAUCUGCCGCCACCGGUGAGUACCUAACCAACUGUGUGGGAUGUUUCGCUGACCUCACAACGAAACCCAUUUUGACAGUCUACAGCACCGCCCGCGACCAAAGCUUUGUAGCCUGGGCCGCCGAAAUCAAACAAUCCGAUGCGCUUAUUUAA